GUACCGUACUGAAGUGGAAGAUGUAAACGAGUUACGUAGAUAACGAGGGAUGAUGUACUUUGUGAUGGACCAUACAAGAGAAGGAUGUACUUGGGGAUGAAGCAUGAGAGAAAACAUGUAUUUGGUGAUGGUGCAUAAGAGAAAAAGAUGCACUCGGUAAUGGAAGAUACAAGAACAGAUUCAUUUUCGAUGGAGCAUAACAGAAUUGUAUACAUUUCCUGACAGAAUACACUAGAACCAGCGAUAAAGCAUAGGAGAAGAAACGAUUAUAAAGCAGGAAACCGUGCAUUUGGCGACAGAGCAUAAUAAUAAAGCGGUAGGCGACGACCAAUCUGGUGAUAAAACUGGUAGGUAACGAGGACAGAGAAGGAAACAAGCGGGUUUGCAGCACACGAUAAGAAAUGUAGGCGAUACGAGAGCAACGAAACUGAACACGUCAAGGGGGAGGGGAGACGAGAAGAAAAACCAGAAAAGAACGCGCUGUAAAUAAUGAAAAUAUAAAAAAGUGUACGUCAAGAUACGAGUAAAUCCCAAAAACCCUUUGACCCGAUAACCUUUCGCCACGCCAUCCAAGGUCACGUGCACCGGAGGAAAACAUCGGAGUCGCUCGAACGAGGAUAAAGGUUGAACCUGCAGACACCUCUCACGGUUACGCGCAGACGGCGUCGAGCCCCGAAAAAUGGGGUUCCGAGGGAUAAAGAUGCAGGAGGAAUAUUAUGGGAUGGAUGCUCGGGCAAUCUCCGUAAUACGGAGGAGGAGCGAAACGAGUUUUUCCGAUCGAUACGGAGGCGAGAAACACCAGGCGUCACACCCAAACGUCUCUGACGUCACCGUCCCGUCCGGUCUGUGUUCGAGGUUGCGUUUCGGCGCAUGCUCGACUGGCGGACGGCCGUAUGACGUCUUCGGUGGAAGAGGAGCGACCAUGGUGGUCGAGAGCGUCAUAAAUGCCCCUCGCUCGGCCGCCUCGUCCAAAAGCAACGUCGUCGUCCUUCGGCGGAGGCUCCUCUGACACACUUUAAAACCCUGGCGUAGCGUCCGAUGAGAUGCCGCAUGUCGAUGUCUUAGGGGUUUAUCGGUAGUUUCGUAUCACUCGCCAUGUCUACGUUCGUCCACAUCUGCUUGUGUUUGAUGGCCGUCUGUUGGUCUUCCGCCCUGGAACAAUGUGGCGACAUAAGAUUCGGCGUUCGUUCCGGGGUCAUUAGAUUGCCCGACCUUUCGGGUCAGCUCGUAGAAGACCUCAACUGUUCCUGGACCUACACGGCACCCCCGGGUCACAAAUUAUUAGUUAAAGUGGACAGCGUGCAGUUGCCAUCUAUAAACGUGAGGACGUCGUCGCUCCAGUUGUACGUCGACGAACAACGGUACGACAUUCCACGUAACUGCGUCCAGUGUUUGAGGGAGAUGAUAGGGGGCAAGAAACUCAAGGUGACGUUCGUUUCCCUCGUCCGACCCUUUUCGGUGGAUAACGUCUCUUUGGAGGGGGAUUUCGUCCUCUCCUCUCAGACCGUCGGAUCCUUCCAAGUCAGAUUCAAGUCGUUCGAUCCUUAUCGCUGCGAUAAACCCAAAGCGCCGGAUAACGGAUACGUCAUCGAUAAGGGGUGGAAGCUUCAUCAGGAAAUUACCUACCACUGCAACCCCCCCUACGAUUUAGUAGGAGAUGCCAACGCUACCUGCACUGUACUGGAGGAGAAUCCCGUGCCAGAUUGGAACGUACCACCCCCGAAAUGCAUCAUCCGUAAUUGCAGCAAAGGUACCAUACGAAGGGAAGCGGGAGCGGGUGCUAUAGCCCAUCCAGGUUAUCCCAUCCGCAUCCUGCUUCCUCCCACCCCCUGCCGGUGGGAGAUUGAGACUAAAUCGGGACACAUACGAGCCAUACUCACCUACCUCAGAAACCCGAGUGGAGACAAACUCGAAAGGUCCACGCGCGUGGCACUGUAUGAUGGCUCGACGUCCAACCCUAUCGUCCCUAGCCACGACGCCGGACAACCGUUCAACUUCACCACUCGAUCCAAGAAACUCAUCGUCCAGUACUCAAGUGCCCAGGAGAAGAGGGAGGGAGGCAAAGUUGGCUUCUAUCUGGAAUACUCUGCAGUCGAGAGCUCUUGUCCCGAUCCCGGUUCUCCCGCCAAUGGCGAAGUGGUGGCUUACGGUUUGACCGUGGGAUCGAUCAUCUCCUUUAGAUGCUCCAGCGGAUACGUUCUGGUGGGAGAGUCACACGCCGAGUGUCUGUCCAGUGGACACUGGAGUGCUGCCAGGCCCACUUGCGAGGGCCCGGUUUCUGCCCCGUUCGAGACUCUACUGACAGUUUCUAAUCGCAGUGAUACGGUCACUUCCAACUUCACCGAGACCCCUCCCCCCUCCAAGCCUACAACGGUGCCCAAAAAGAAGUAUAAACCCGUACCCAGUGUCAAAUCUCCCACCAAGCCUCCUGCCAUCCUAUCGAAGGGUACCUCCGUGCAUAAUACUCAAGACAUGAUCGACAAGACCCCAGAAAAGCCACUAACAGAAGGAAAAAGUGGGCCAAAAUCCGAGCCUCACCUACAACAGAUUAUACCGAAGGAGCCAAGCAAACCACGAGAGCAUCAGAGACCGGAAAUGGGACCAACCCAAGACGAUACGGGGAAGAAUCCAUCACAAGUGGAAGGUGAAGAAGUAGGAGGAUCUGAAGACAGGGAUGGUAUAGAGUUCAGUUUAACAAUGAUCGUCAUCAUAGCCGGGGUGGCCGGACCAUUGCUGAUAGCUUUUGUAGUAUUGGUGGUUUUGCUGGUUUAUCGAAAGCGUUACCCUGUACGAAUGCGUUUUGGUAGAAAGUUCUCGACCUUCGAAAAUCCCAUGUACGUACGAAAAGACGCGCAACAUCCUCGAGAAUUGAAAAGGUUAACUACCUGAAUGCCCGAGAGUUCCUCCGUGUUUUUGCAAUUCGUAUUCAUUUAUUUUAUUGGUUUCGAUCUUCCAAAAUGUCGAAGAUUCCGCCGAACUUCCGUCGCAGCAUCAUCGAUUCCGUGCCAAUAUCCGGAAGUACGUUCAACUUCCGCAUAUUUCCGUUCGAGAACGUGUGUACGUGUGUCCGAAAUGGGUCCAAGGAUCCAGUCGUGCCAAUGAUUAUACACACACACACACACACAAACAAACAUAAAUAUAUAUAUAUAUAUCUACGUUCCGCGUCGAAUGACGAUUUUCCGCCCCACACGUGCGUGUCUGGCAUCCCGUCACGCGUGACGAGCGUGGUAUCCAUCCCGAGCUCGUUUGUAUUGGCCAUAAGUAUUUUUGUACGAUGCUUCUCUUUUCAGUUGUGUACGUGUACGUUCCCUUCUCGAUGCUCUUGUUUUUCCUCAUUCCCUCAAAAGAUGUAUUUUGUCAACAUGAAUGUACAGAACCGUUUUAACCAUGUUUUUAAGAGAAAGUAUCUUAGACUCGAAUAAAGAAUUGGACCAAUACUUGUCUAAAUGUA
Molecule: messenger RNA, 3451 nt
Organism: Centruroides sculpturatus (bark scorpion)
Lineage: Eukaryota; Metazoa; Arthropoda; Arachnida; Scorpiones; Buthidae
Product: CUB and sushi domain-containing protein 1-like
Exons: 4
Coding region: 1096-2889 (597 amino acids)
Source: RefSeq, a predicted model, not a curated record